UCAAGUAUACGUGGAUGGUAUAGGGGUCAUUUGCUUGUUGGAUAUGAAAAAUGAGGGUUUUGGCCAAUAAAAACCUUGGGAUUUAUGUUGGAUUUAUUGGAUUAUGGAUUUGAAGAGUCUAAUGUUUGCAUGAUAUAUUUGAUGAUGGAUUUGUUAAAUAAAUAACUAACCAUCAAGGAUUUUCAAAUCCCAAAUUAAUAUGUGGGAUUUACAAGUCCGUGGGGUCCACGGAUUUGGUUCCAAAAUAAAGACCAAAUUCGUGGACCCCACGGAUUUAGCACCCUUUAACAAACAAUGGACUUAUGUUAAAUCCAUCAAGCUUGGGAUUUGGGUACCAAAUCCAUGACCCAAAUCCAACAAGCAAACGACCCCAUAGUGUUUGACAGCACUGAUCCUGCAUUGUGUGAUGAGUUCUGUUCUACUAUGAAAAGCAAAUUUGAGAUGAGUCUCAUGGGGAAUUGAACAAUUUUCUUGGCCUACAAAUACUUCAAACUGACCUUGGAAUCUUUAUUCAUCAAACAAAGUAUCUACAAUCCAUGUUGUCUAAAUUUGAGUUAACUAAAGUAAAUCCCUGCAAGACUCCACUUGCUUCUAAUGCCCAUCUAGAUUAUGACUUAGCAGGGAUUCCUGUAUGUGAGAAAAGGUAUAGAGGAAUGAUUGGAUCCCUACUUUAUUUAACAGCAAGUAGGCCUGACAUUCAGUUCAGUGUCUGUCUGUGUGCCAGAUUCCAACAUCAACCUAAAGAAAGCCACUUAACUGCUGUAAAACGAAUAUUUAGAUACUUAAAAGGAACUAGUGAUCUUGGUCUGUGGUACCCCAAGUCUGAUUCUCCUUCACUGGUUGGGUACUCAGACUCUGACUUUGCUGGAAUUAUAACUGACAGAAAAAGUACUAGUGGUACAUGUCAGUUCUUUGGGCAAUCACUUGUGUCUUGGUCCAGUAAAAAACAAGGGUCUGUUGCACUGUCUACUGCAGAAGCAGAAUAUGUGGCUGCAGGAAGCUGUUGCACCCAAAUUUUGUGGUUAAAAUCCCAACUUCUAGACUAUGGUCUCAACUUUGAACACAUUCCUAUCCUUUGUGAUAAUACCAGUGCAAUUUGCAUGUCAAAAAACCCUGUCCAUCAUAGUAGAACUAAACAUAUUGAAAUAAAACACCACUUUAUCAGAGAUGUAAUACAAGUUGGACACGUAGAACUUAAUUUCAUAUCCACUGAAUUCCAAAUUGCGGACAUCUUUACAAAACCCCUGUCUUCUGAACGAUUUAUUCGACUUUGUGGAGAACUUGGUCUGCAAGCACUUCACUCAGUUCAACCCAAUCACUAAAUCAGGUUCUGCUCUUCCUUUACUACUGCUCUUACUUCUAGUUUAUUAAUUGCUUAGAUUCUGUCUGCUGAUCUGUAGUAUUAAUUCUUAGUGCAUGCAUUUGAUGGUUGGUUUUUCCAUGCUACGUGAUUUUCAUCUUCAAUAGUUAUUACUGCAUCUCUUCCCCUUCUGUCGUGCCUUUAAAAUUCCUCCUCCCCCCUCCGUUCCUUUCACUUCAGUCAAGGCUCAUCAGUGAAUUCACUAUGACUGAACUAUUCACCUCCUCUAACAUUCCUGGUGCCAUUGUUACUUAUGUUGGGAGAACCUUCAAUGAGCCCAUUGACUUCAAUCUUCACCGUUUCAAGGAGUUCUAUGCUUCCCGCCCUCUUUCUGACCCCAUCACUCUCGAUCUGUUUGAAUUCAAAUCCCAUGGUAUUGACAUCACUCCAUUCCUCCGAAACCUGGGCUGGGAAUUCCUUCUUCACUACCCACCUCUUGCUGCUUGUCCUCUGUCUGUCCGCACCUUCUAUGCUAAUCUUGACUGCCAAGGAAUCACCACUCGGAAGCUCACCACCCUGGUCAAUGGCUACUUCAUUUCUCUCACAUCAGAAGCUCUUGGCCUUCUUCUUAAUCUCCCCACGGGAGGACCCCUUCCCUUGGCUCAUGAAGAUGAAUUCCUCUUUUAUGAUUUUGACCAUGUGAUUGAGUAUUCAAGGAUCACUCAACGCCCUGUAGGGGCACAUGAGGUAAUAACCUCAGCUGAUCUGAAUCCCACCCUUCGCACUCAUCACUACUUCAUCACCCACCUUUUUCUACCCCGAAAUCAUGGCCUCAACAUUGUCACCAAGAUCGAUCUCUGGGUUCUGUCCAAUGCACUCACUGGUAGAAAGAUUGACUACUCUCAGCUGCUGUUCGGUUCAAUUGUUCGAAGUGCUGAUGCUCACCUUGGGGGGCGCCUUCCCUAUGGAGGGUUCAUUACCCUUCUGCUUUCCAAUUUAGGAAUCUCCAUGGAUGGUUACUCCACUAUUGAAACAUCAGUCUCAGUCCCAGCCCUCACUGUUCUCCAGUUUAUCCACAUUGACCCUCAGCCUUCGAAAGGGGGAGAUAUCUCUGGACCAACAUUCAAGAAAUCAAAACCCCUGUCCAAGUAGUUCUCCAAAUCAUUGAUUCUUGGUGCCACUUCAUCAAUAUGCAAAAACCUCAUCAUCUCCUUUGAAGAAGAAGAGGCUGAGCUGGAACCUGAAACCCUAUCUGAGAAAGACAUCAAAUUGUUUGUUGAUGACCUUGAGAGAGAAUUAUUGGAAGAAGCUGUUGGCACUCAAAUAGAAAAUGAGAUGGAGGAAGAAGCUGGAACUCAGGGGGAGACUCAGGACACUCAUCCUGAGAAUGAAGAAAAUUAGGAAUCUCAUUAUCAAAAACCAUAAGGGUUUAAGUAUGGUUCCGUGACUGUGUCAUCAAGACUAAGCUAAAUAAAUUGAUGAUUCUCUU
This is a messenger RNA of Linum trigynum, 2789 nucleotides long. The record is from the annotation of a GenBank genome assembly. Lineage: Eukaryota; Viridiplantae; Streptophyta; Magnoliopsida; Malpighiales; Linaceae.